UACUGCGCGCAGCCCCUCUUCAAGCAGCGAGGGCGGAGAGGGAGGCAGGGGGCAGGCCGCUGCAGGGGGCAGGCGGCCGCAGAGCCUCGGAGGGGGGCGCCGCGGAUCCCGGAGUUUGGCGCCUAUUUUUCGUGGGCUGGGUGUUCUCGCCUGUGAUUGGGCCCCGGCGCGGCGUGCCCGGUGCGCCCGGCUGCGGCUGCGGCUGCUCCGUCGACCUUGGCAGGACCCCGGCGGCGCGGCGCGCGGCCGGCCUCCCGGGGGAUGGGCCACCAGGAGCCCCCGCUGGCCCGAGUGCGGGCGGGAGGCGCAGCUUAUAUAAACAGGUUAUGUAAAGGGCUCAGCCGGCGCGAGCACGUGGAGAGCCGCGGGAGCCCGGACACCCGCUUCUCCCCCGCGAGCGCCGCCGCCGCCACCCGCGCCGCCGCGGGCUCCCAAGCACACCCGGCCCGGGCCGCCGCCUCCCGCGCCGCUCCGUACGCGCGGCAGCCCUGGCCUGGAGCGGACCAUCCCCGGCCCGGGGCGCCAGGGGGGAAGCGGGCCGCCCGGAAGUGGAGGGGCGCCGGCCAGGUCACAAUCCAAGGUCCCGCUCCUCCACGUCCCGGGGCCGGACGGAGGGAUGAGGCAGGGGGGGCCCGGGCAGCGCCGUUGCUGCUCCCCCCGCCGCCCGCAGCCAUGGAAACGGGGGAGGAGGACGGCGCCCGCAGAGGUACACAAAGCCCCGAGCGGAAAAGGCGAAGCCCAGUGCCGCGGGCGCCCAGCGCGAAGCUGAGGCCGGCGGCGGCCCAGGCCAUGGAUCCGGCGGCGGCCGAGGCCCCGGGCGAGGCCUACCUGGCGCGGCGGCGGCCGGAGAGCGGCGGCGGGUCGGCGCGGCCGCGGUACAGCCUGUUGGCGGAGAUCGGGCGCGGCAGCUACGGCGUGGUUUACGAGGCAGUGGCCGGGCGCAGCGGGGCCCGGGUGGCGGUCAAGAAGAUCCGCUGCGACGCCCCCGAGAACGUGGAGCUGGCGCUGGCCGAGUUCUGGGCCCUGACCAGCCUCAAGCGGCGCCACCAGAACGUCGUGCAGUUUGAGGAGUGCGUCCUGCAGCGCAACGGGCUCGCCCAGCGCAUGAGCCACGGCAACAAGAGCUCGCAGCUUUACCUGCGCCUGGUGGAGACCUCGCUCAAAGGAGAAAGGAUCCUGGGUUAUGCUGAGGAGCCCUGCUAUCUCUGGUUUGUCAUGGAGUUCUGUGAAGGUGGAGACCUGAAUCAGUACGUCCUGUCCCGGAGGCCGGACCCCGCCACCAACAAAAGCUUCAUGCUACAGCUCACAAGCGCCAUUGCCUUCCUGCACAAAAACCACAUCGUGCACAGGGACCUAAAGCCAGACAACAUCCUCAUCACGGAGCGGUCUGGCACCCCCAUCCUCAAGGUGGCAGACUUUGGACUCAGCAAGGUGUGUGCUGGGUUAGCCCCCCGAGGGAAAGAGGGCCAUCCAGACAACAAAAAUGUGAAUGUGAAUAAAUACUGGCUGUCCUCAGCCUGCGGCUCAGACUUCUAUAUGGCCCCUGAAGUCUGGGAGGGACACUACACAGCCAAGGCCGACAUCUUUGCCCUGGGCAUUAUCAUCUGGGCAAUGAUAGAAAGAAUCACUUUUAUUGACUCUGAGACCAAGAAGGAGCUCCUGGGGACCUAUAUCAAACAGGGGACCGAAAUCGUCCCUGUUGGUGAGGCGCUGCUAGAAAACCCAAAGAUGGAGUUGCAUAUCCCCCAGAAACGCAGGACUUCCAUGUCUGAGGGGAUCAAGCAGCUCUUGAAAGAUAUGUUAGCUGCUAACCCACAGGACCGGCCUGAUGCCUUUGAACUUGAAACCAGAAUGGACCAGGUCACAUGUGCUGCUUAAAAUUCAGGGCAAAGCAUCUUGAGUGUUUUUAAACUAGGUUGAUCCUCGGGACCCACAGUCUCAUCGUGUCUCACACAGAGGACGGCAGAGGGUGCAGGCAGUGGCUUGGUCAGUUGGUGAUCUCCCGACAGCUGGAUCUCCGGCAAUGUGAAGCUUUUGUUUGGGUUUCCCUCCCACUCCUUUUAGUUUUGCUUAAUUUUUUAAAAUCUUAUUUUAUUUUUUGUCUUUUUUUUUCUCCUUUUUUAAUUUAAACGAUUAAGACUUCAGAAGAGCAGGAAACUAUGCUACGGAGAAACAACAUGGACAAAGCAUAUGUAUAAAUUUCAUUGUUAAUUUUUAUAAGGGGUUAGGGAGCUAUGUUGUUUUGUUCCUUUAUUUUCCCUCUAUCUCCUUUGUUUCACCCACCCCUUGGUUCUGCUUAGAACACCUCACUUCCCCAGAGGAGGCCUGCCUUUCUGUGGAGAACCAGGCUGGGUCCCAGAACAUGAGUGAGACUUGAAGACAGGAGGCAGCCGGACCCCCCGGGGGCUGCUCCUGGCCAGCCCUCGGGCCUUACAAAUGGUCGGAGGCGAAGAACCACCUGAAAGAGGAAGAAGACUGGGUUUGGCCAGGAGGACGCAGAAAAGAAAGUCUAAACUGUGGGUUUGUUCUCCUUCAGCUGCUGGAAGACCUGGGCCACACCAGGACUCGCAGUAGUGGGAGUCCAUUCCCUCUUCUGCCCUUUAUAACCAGGAGUACUGGGUGGGGAGGGGAGGGAAAGGCAAUGGGGGGACCUACAGAGGUGACUACUCCCCACUCCCCUGUGGUCAAGUGCCAGCCCAGCCUAGCUCUACGAGCCUACCUUUCUGUUAGUGGUUUCCCUCCCAGAGGAAGACCCCCAGGAAAAAACUGUCGUGCCAAACCUCUGCCUGGAACCUGGCUGGGUCUUCGGUGGGCAUCUGUCACUCCUGUGAGGACAGCACCCAUCACCUCCUGCCUCCUGGAUCAUCUCCUUCCCAUGUGUGCCCACCAAACAUCCUGGUUGUCACAGAGACCACCUAAGUCCCAGAGAUCUGGUUGUGACCUGGCCAUAAGAACAGGGUGUCCUGAACUGGCUGCCACUGUCAUCUCCUUGCAGUGAAGGGUGUGUCCCCUGCACGUGGGCCCGUGGAGUCAGAGCCGGCACAGUGUCAAGCGCCAUCUCCCUCACCCCCAGGGACUCACUGUUAGAUGCCUUCCCUCAGCAUAAACGUGUCUGGUGGGAAAAGAAUAGACCCGCCAAGAGCUGGGAGGGGAUGAGUUAGGAACACCACUACCCCCACCCUCCACCCCCCGCAGCCGUCAGGUGUCCAUUUGUGGCCUGCCACCACCUUAGAGCUUCCCCAGCGUGGCCCUAUUGACCUCAGCACCAGCGUCUGUGUGGCCAUCUGGCCCUCUGCGGCUCUCACACUGCUCCCUCCUCUCGGGCUUCUGAACCAGAGUGUUUGUUCCUCAAAGGGGCAGGUGGCUGGGCCUAUGUUGUCCCUUUCACCCACAAGCUACUGGGGCAUCUCCAAAGGCUUUCCCCCCUUUACAGUCAAGCAAGACAGGGUCUCAGGGGGAAGGGGAAAGGAAUUCUUUUAUGUUCAUUUUUUGUUUUAUCUAAACCAGCAUAGGAUUGAUAGGGGAGGCAGUCAGAGAUUGUUUGGGUUGGUGUGUGACCAAGGAGGAGGGCUUUUCCCCCAAAGCGGCAGUCCUUUGGCCCUGGGCAUUUGGGACAGACUAAGGCAACACCAGCCCAAACUUGCAAACUCACCACGUGUUUGCUGGCAUCCUCUCACCCUUUCUCAAGCCCCUUAAGUACCAAGGCAGCCGGUUGGCCACAGUUAGGGCAGCGGGUGGGAGCCAUGCCUUUCCCUUCCUUGUGAAAUCCUUUGUGCCCGCCUGCACCCUGGCUCCCUUCUGGCUUCUGGGGCCUCCAGGAGUGCGCCCUGAACUGCCCCUGGGAGGGUAGGGAGCACAGCUUCCCUGCCUGCAGCUCACUCCCCUUCUCUGCUUGUGCCCCCCCACACCCCUCCCACCCCACUCCCACCCCCCCCCACCACCCCCACCCCCCGCCCUCCCUGGCUGCAGCCCUGUCUGCAGGUCCCAGGUGAAGGCUCAAGCCUAACAAGGUAUUCCCUUUCCUUUGACUUUUCCUCUGCCCUCCCAGGGCUCUAUCCUCCAACUGGAUCAGGUCUCAGAGCUGGGGUAGUCCCCCUCUGUUAUUUCUCUUGGCAUCAGAGUAACCUGUGUAGGUCACAGGAUGUCUCUCUGCCUUCAGGGCAAGACAGGCAGCCUGGGAGGGGUGGCAGGCUUCUACACACCCUGGUCUUGCAGGACUCAGCCUACCCUUGCUUGGUGGCAGGGCCUCCCUCCCUGGCUCACCACGGCCAACUCGUUAGCCCCGAGUGCCUGUCUCCCUCCUGUCCGCCCCCACCCACCACAUCCCUGCUCCCUGCUUUGCCCAGCUUAGGUGCCGAGGUGGUCAGGUGGACGGCAGCCCAAAGUAAACACCGGCUCUGCCCACAGCCAGUGGACUAGCCGUGAUUAGACCCAGUUAGUUCCCAUCCACUUCUCAGCCACCCCACCCCCAGCAGUCCCGCUGUGGCCCAGCCUCCUGCCUCUUCCUGCCCUUCAUUCCCUCCACCUGCAUCUGCCACCUCACCUCAGCAUCACCACAUCCAUAAGGCCUGUCCAAGUUCUAGGAGUUUCCGAACCUUAAAAUAGUGGUCAUUCUUUUCUCCUUGGAUCUGUGAACCAGUUAGCCCAUAGUGGGGAGGUUCUGGGCCUGAGACCCGGUGGGUCUUAAGCUCAGUUUCCCCACCGGCAAGAGGACUCAGCAAGACAGAUCAUAGUGCCUUAUCCCAUGCCCUCCCUUGACCAGACCUGCUGGCUCAGCUGGAGGUCGGCAGUGUCCUCCCUACCUGUCCUCCUGGCACUUAAACUUCACUCCCACCCACAGAGAGCCACGAGGAAAGGGUCCCCUCCCCGGCCCCCAGUCCUUGCCCAGUCCUCCCGAGGCUGCAGCCGGUCACAGGGCUCCCCGCCACCACCAGGGUACUAGCAGCAGCUUUAGCUGAGGACAGAAAAACCAUGCUUCCACCAGCUGUUCUCUCUCUGCCUCUCACGACCCAGCAGGUCCCCUGCCUCUUACCUCUAGCCAGGAGGAUGCCGCAGUCUGUGCAUUCAAGCCUGGCUCCGGCUGACCCCUUUCUGGGCACCGGGGACUAAGGCUUCAGGCCUUAGCCCCUCCACUCAUCCCAGAGGCAUUGGGACAGGAGAGUGAGAAUUCUGGCCUCCCACCUUGCUGUGGUUUGGCCCCCUGUCGGCUGCCUUUAGGAGGGAGCUAUUCAUUGUUUACUUAAGAAAUACCCUGUUUACAGCUGGAGGAGAAAUGUGCCCAACACUGGCGGAGAGCUGACUCCUGGCCUGGCCUCCUGUCCAGCACUGCCAGUGGUAGUCCCAGAGCGAAUGAAGGUGGAGACGGGAGGGGCGCGCGCCCAGCACUCCCUAUGCUCCCGACCCCGCGGUGCUAAGACCACUCACCACCUUCCUCGCAGCCUUCUCGCCCCCCGGACAUUCCCUGCCUCAACCAUUCCCUUCCUCCAAGGUUCUCUGCACCUUGACAUAUCAGCUGUCUCCUAGAAAACCAGUGUUUGGAGCAAUAACAUUAUUUUUGCUUGAGUCAUUUUUUCUAAGAAAAGGUUAAAAAGCUGGCACUGUAGGAACAUUCUAUGUUCUAUGUUUCUGUGUUGCAGCUUACCUUUUUAGAAGACAGAUCUUGAUGGAUGCCUGGGUUUCAGCCUCAGAGUAUCUUUUGGAAACUCGGAACAGCAGAAGUUGGGCAUCCACCCCCUAUGAAGGGAACCCCAAACUCUGUGCCCUCACCUUGCUCCAUGCUGCCUUGGCCCCUGGCCCUACCCAACAAGAGCGCCUCUCACCUUUGAUCCUCCUUGCACCCCUGCCCCACCAUACACACACAUCUGGGGGCACUGGUGGCUCUUGGGCUGUUGCUUCCCCCCACUUCCUUUCCCCUUCUUUAGCCUGUGUUGGCCCCCAGACAGGCAUGGUGCGACUGGAGGACCCCCUGACAAUAGACAAGCUGAGGCCGUCCUCCCACACUGGGCUGAGGCACAGCCUUUGGGACACCAGGCUGGCCCUGAUCCUGCCUGCCAGGCUCGGAGGAUGGGGAUUCCUGUCCAGGGAGAUGCUCCUCAGAGGGGGAGCUAGGAGGUGGGACACGAGGGUUGGCAAAUGUCAGCUUCCAGUGGCCACCAUCAAGAGGUGAACCCACUGCCAUCGGUCACCCGGAGGUCCCCACAUCUUUUUCCAAGAGAGGCCACAAGUGGAAGGGAGUUUGUUCAGGAACACUUUAAAGAAAUCUUUUGUGCCCAAGAGGGCCUCUCCCAUCAGAGCUGGGGAGUAUGUUGCAAGGAUUCAGCACUCACCGUGGGGCUGACUUGGGUGUAAGGGAGGCACAGAGUAACCCAGGCACAGAGUUAGCUUCAAAUACUAGUUAAUAAAUCUAUUUUUCUUUAUUUUCUUUUUUUGCACAGAAGCUGGUAAUCUAGGACCUUCGUGUGAACAACUUUAUAUGAAUAUUUUUUGUACUUGGUUUACUUGGGUUGGUAUGAUACAUUAUAUUUAAGUUCCUUGAACACUGUGGAUUCCCCCUAAUGUGUAUGAAUGACUGAGGCUUUGUAAAUUAAGGGACGUUUGUGUGAAUAAAGUUACUUGAUGGGGUCAGAGAA
Nyctereutes procyonoides (raccoon dog) is the source of this 6629-nucleotide messenger RNA. RefSeq names its product serine/threonine kinase 35 (gene STK35). Gene Ontology annotation, biological process: protein autophosphorylation; autophagy; peptidyl-serine phosphorylation. The transcript is spliced from 4 exons. Gene Ontology annotation, molecular function: ATP binding; protein serine/threonine kinase activity. NCBI's taxonomy places the organism in Eukaryota, Metazoa, Chordata, Mammalia, Carnivora, Canidae. The coding region runs from base 262 to 1878 and encodes 538 amino acids. The record is from RefSeq and is a predicted model, not a curated record. Gene Ontology annotation, cellular component: autophagosome; cytoplasm.